CGACGUCACUUUUAUGUGCAGCUGCGUUUUCCAAAAGAAGCAGAAGAAGCAGAAGAAGCAGAAGAAUCCCAGCCGGAACCGGAAACACUCCAAAACAGGAAGCUGCGAAAAUGGCUGAAGUGGUCGAGCUCCAUAAACUGAAGUUAGCUGAGCUGAAGCAGGAGUGUGCACUCCGGGGGCUGGACGUUAAGGGAAACAAAGGGGAUCUGAUUGCACGGCUGCAGGCGUACAUCGAUGAACACGAAGAUGACGUCAAUGAGGAAGAAGUCUUAGAAGAGUUUACAGAGGAGGCAGCAGCACCUGAAGCAGAAGCUCAAGAAGAGUCGGCUGCACCUGACACGGAGGCAACAAAAAAAGUUGUUAAAAUCACCCUUUCUGAAUCGGCUGAUGAGAGAUUGCAGAAAAGAGCAGAACGCUUUAAUCUUCCUCCAUCCUCAGAUACCAAGAAGGCUGCACGUGCUGCAAGGUUUGGACUGCCAGAAACAUCAGCAUCCUCCAAAGGAACCUCUGCUGUUUCAAAAACAAAUGUCGAUGUUGAGGUCCUGAAGAAGAGAGCAGAGCGGUUUGGCAUGAACGUCUCUUCUGUGUCUAAGAAGGUUGAAGAGGAUGAAAAGCUGAAGAAGAGGAAGGAGAGAUUUGGAAUUGUCACAAAUGCAGCCUCACUUGGAGCUGAUGACUCAGAGGCAAAGAAGCGAAAACGAGCGGAGCGGUUUGGAAAUGUGUGACUGUCUAAGCAAUUUUUUUACUUUUUGUAAUUUUUUUUUUUUUUUUUUUUUUUUUAAUUAUUUUUCAACUGUUGGAACAUGAUGUACUUUAGUUACUUGUUGUGUUGCAAGUUCUGUACAAUAAACGUCUGCCAAAUUUC
Molecule: messenger RNA, 865 nt
Organism: Pangasianodon hypophthalmus (striped catfish)
Lineage: Eukaryota; Metazoa; Chordata; Actinopteri; Siluriformes; Pangasiidae
Gene: sarnp
Product: SAP domain containing ribonucleoprotein
Exons: 11
Coding region: 111-725 (204 amino acids)
Biological process (GO): poly(A)+ mRNA export from nucleus
Cellular component (GO): nucleus
Source: RefSeq, a predicted model, not a curated record